AGGAGUAUUAAUUUAUUCAUUAUUGCACUUUUCAGGCUAGUAAUUAUUAGGGAAUCUUAUAAGGUUUGAGUUCAUCUAUUUCAGCAUAAAAAAGAACAUGCAAUCUAUCAUUUGCCCGGCCAUUAACAUGAGAAAUCUAUAUUAGAGAAUUGUGAAAAAGUCUAAUCAUAAAAAUUAACUUUUUUCCACUGAUUUACCGAGAAAUUUCUCCAAUUUCUGAUCACGAGCUACUGUAAUACUGCAUAAUCAUGAGAAGAAAUGUUUCAAACAUGACAGUGUGAAUCAUCAAUUCUCUAUUUUUCCAAUUCUAUUUCGAAUAUAGAAAUGGUGUGGACCGGCCAGAGAGAAUUUAAUAUAUCCUUCGUUCCAAUGAGCGCCUACAAAGUAGACCAAUCAUAAAAUUUCUUUUCAAUUUCUAUGUUCCUGAUUGGUGUCCUCAUCACCAGCAGUUAAACGCACUUGCGAUCUAAAAUUCUUGUCAUGUGUAUUGAUGGCCUGGAAAUCCAAUUAAUUCCCCGGUAUUACCCACCAAAUUCGAUAAAUAAUAUAAAUUAUUCAUCUUGUAGCUAUAUUUUCCAUUAAUAUACAUAUAGAAAUAAUUUGGAACAAAGACGAAUAAUAAAAUUUUCGCAGAUUUUUUGUUUAUUUUCCUCUCUCGUAGACACCAAUUAUUGAUAAAAUCUCAAUGAUGAUUAUGAUUGGAAGCGAUUCAUGUAACAAAUUGACAGUAAAUAAAUUGGAAUGAUGUAUUUUGUUUUAUGGAGAUUCAAUAAAUUUUAAAUGGACUAAUAAUUUAUCUGCAUGCGUAAAUGAAAACAUACCGAUAAGAUCGAGGCUAAAGCAAGUGUAUUUAACAUUUCCACUUUCUAUCGCAUAGAAAAUUCAAAGAAUCACGUGUUAUAUGCACAUAAAGUGAUAGAGAUAUGUAUUGAAGGAAAAGGAGGGGUCAGAUGAAGCCUACUUUCUUUUGAAUUGUUGCGAGAGAGGGAACUCGGUUAAACAUGUAGUGAGUGGCAAAACUACUGAAACACCUCAGCCAGUACGUGCGUGGCAGUCAAUUUGACUGAACGACCUCAAAAAUGAGUGAGCAAUUUUCCGUAAGAAAUUGACAAACAAUAUCGUGCUGUUCAGUUGACAAAUCGCAAGUUAUCAGUAACAGUGGUACAUGAGGUGGUUCUUUCAGUAAUUUUGUUAUAAAAAUUUUAUCCCAAUGCUCUAAAUUAUUGAAAAGAUGUCGAGACACCCAUUUUUUUGGAGUUCACUCACGAUAUGGAUCUGCAGUGCAUUGAUCUGUAUCGUAAAAAGCGGUCAUGUAAAAAAUGGGGAACUCCCGGGGAAAAAUGGUUGGCAACCCUUAGUGACAUAUGAUAAUGUAGAAAAUGUUUCACCCCCAAGUAACUACGCCGCCUACACAAUUUCCCACUUUGAUUCCGAGCGGGAAGCAAACUUCAAGAUAUCAAAACCCCAUCGAAAAUCAGUAGACACAAUUCAUCAAUACGAUUACACCCCACCAAGUAUUCUGGGUAGUUUCAGUAUCUUUGGUCACUCAAUAUCAAAAAAUCGUAAAGGAGACGAAAGCAAAGGGUACCGUGAUGCCUUAAAUACCAACGAGUACGACUUUCUGGUGCCUCCCCCUCGGCAGAGGAUAGAACCCUAUCAAAAAAUCAAAAUAAGCGGCGAUGCCUAUGGCGGUUCCCAAUAUCGGGACACCAUUUACACCCCUAUGAAUACUCAGUUUACAUUCAUAUCGGCAGGGGCAUCAUCACCCCCAUCAUCAUCGUCGGUGGUUAAAAAGCUCCCCGGCAUUGUACCUUCUAGAGAUCAACUGGCUCAUCAUCCUCUACGUCAGUAUCAGACGGCCAGUGAAUCAUACAAAUCCCAAUCACCUACGCAAUCGGCCUGGAUGUCGAAUAUCCGCGACAAUAUGGCCUCCUACCAUCUACCAUUCAGACAAUAUUCAGUCCACAGUGAGGCCAGUGCUAUUGCCGAUGGUGGAAAUCAUUACUACACCCAAAUUGGCCAUCCACCUGUAUUCAAAUCUCCUUAUGAUGCCCCUAGUCCACCAAAACCUGCGGUUGAAAAUCCCAAUGAAUACGUUACAGCACAUCAUCCUGGCAAUCUGUAUGCAGUUGUCACGACUCCAAACAACCGCUACGUCGAGCCUCACUACGGUUUCGAUCAAAAUUCUCCAGGAAAACAGCAUUUCGACACGUCCGAUGAUCACUUACCCAACGGUCCGGCUAGUGAUAAUUACUACAGUGGUCGUAAAAAAAAUACAACACCGAGCUGGUUGAUGUCCACAUCAAAGGAGCAAUUACGGGAUAUAUUGCCCAAGUUGAAUAAACCAGUGCAGUUUAACAGAGCAAAUAAUGCAACGCGACAUAAAGCACCGGCUGUUACCGAAAAUAAAUUGAAAACUCAAAUUUUACCUGAGAAAAUUGCACCGAUUACUCCGAAAUUACGUCAGGAAACACCGGAGAGUAUUUCGUUGAAGCAUUUCAAUGAACAACAAUUUCUUUUACAACAACAACUGUUAGAGCGCGAUAGGCUAAAGCUGGAAGAGUUUCAAAGUCAUAAGAAUCCCAUCACCAGCAAACCAACUGAGAAGUAUGAAGAAACAGAAUCACCUGGAGAAUUGAACGGUGAUAAAGAAUUUCCAGUUUACGAAGCUGUGAAAUUAACAAAUUCGGAGAGGAGGCCACCAGCUGGCCAAUUACCCCCCAAACAUUAUAAUGUUAAUUACAGUAAAAAACAAGUGGAUGAAUCGACUACCAGGGAAAGCUCAAUUUUUGAUUAUUCUACGAGGCAUCCGAUUCGUAAUUUAACUGAAGCUGAUGUAUCAACUGGAAAAAGAAAGAAAGUUCAUAAUCACAGAAUUGUAGUUAGUAGUGAAAUUAGCCACUACGACGACGACGUUAUUCACAAUGAAAGACCUGAUACCGAUCCCGGGCAUGAAAAAAUCAAUAAUUCCAUCAAAUUGGAGAACACAUCACCGGAGUUGGUUGUUGCGGUGAAACCUACCUUUAUCACUGGUCCAGAAGUGACAUCAAAAAAUUCCCAAACGUUCGAGACUCCUCCCGAAGGAUCGGCCAUUACUCCAGUUAAUGUUAAUAGGACUGUGGCGUUCGUUAUCGAUACAACGCCGAGAAGAUCUACAACUAUGAAGACGAGAUUACAAAAUAGAGGAUCAACACGUCGCAGAAGACCGCCCCUGGAGCCCGAGGUAACAUCGUCAUUAUCAUCAAUUCAAUCGAUUGCAAUCACGACAGAAAAUAUUCCUGAUGUUAACAGUAAUCACCGCCUCAUUACCACCCCCUCUUAUUACUCAACAAACAAAUCGACAAUAAUUAAUGAUAUUGAUGAUGAUCGUAAGAAUGAGACUGAGUCCGUUACUGUUGAGCAAGAAGAAAAAACCAAUACAGUGACUUCCGAAGAGUUGACGACACUUUUUACACGUGAAAAUAACGAGGCAACCAAGAUCCGCAAAUGGAGUACUCAAUCGCCGAUUAAUGAGGAAAACCACGAGGAAGUUUCAUCUGUAACGCAUGCCAAAUCUCCUGAAGAAGUCACCACAAGCACAAUGGAGAUAAUGAGCAGUAUAAUGCGUAACUAUACCUCUGAAAUUGCUCCCCUGGAAAAUUUAUUCAACUUGACUGAAAAAUAUGGAGAUGAUGAAACGGUGAUGAGCACACAACUGUCCGAAUGGGCAUCAUCAUUGGUUGGGGAGAAAAAAAUUAACGGUAAUAAUUCAAAUUCUCCGGAUAUCGUGGAUGUAACUACAAGGCCAACCUACAGACUGAGACCCAUGAAAAUGACAAAUAAUACUCGUCCAAGAUUUAGUGUGAAAGACUAUAAAAGUCGGUUGGAUUACAGAAAUCGAUUGAGUCAGGCUUCGACGACGCAAAGUACUUCUACAACGACCCAGUCUACGCAAUUAAAAGGGUCUGGAAGGUACAAGUACACCCCGAGGUAUUACACUAAAUCAAAAUCUUCAACUCCAAGUUAUUUACCAAAAAGUAUCAACGUCAGUGAUUUAAUUGAGGGAAAACGUAGUAAAAUUCCUGGGUAUCGACCCUACAACACAGCCAUUCAACGAAAAAAAAUCAUUAAUAGUACCACUGAAGCGACUAAUACAGAGAAUAAAUUACAGGUAAAUAAUUUUGAAAAUGAAAACCUGUUUGUACAGCCAAUACGUCGAAGGCCUCAAAUUAAAACAUCAGGGCAAUUCGCUCAGAUACUUAAGAAACACAAAAAUAACAUUGUAAGUACUGAUACUACGGUACAAGAUUCCGUGUUGGUAACUACUGAGCCGAUUCCAAAAAGGUCUGACUUCACUGAGGAAGCUGUUGCAGUGAGUACAACGAUUACAAUAAAUGAUAAGGGAAAAAAGCAACCUAAUAAUACGAUGGAUGAUAUAACAGUCAAUUCACCAGACCGAGAAAAAGAAAUAGUUGCAGUAACUACGGAAAAUUUCUCUCCACAUGCGAGCAUUCAGAGCGAUGAAGAAGCUUUUGCGAGAGCAUCAUUGAGUGUUGCAGAUUUGACAAGUUCAGCUUCUGCUCUUUACAAUAAGCCGGGAAUGUUCAAAGCCGUAUCGGUGAUGCCAGUAUUUGAGAGUGACUUCCAUAGGAAAAAAUUAACCCCUAUAAUGGACGAACCUUCGCUGCCUAUUGAAGCAUUUUUCCGCGAAUUAUCCAACAAAGAAAAAUAAGAGGAGAUAUGACACUCAUGUAAAUUACCAUGAACAUAUAAUUCUUAUAUAUUAUCUACAAAGUACCUUUGACAUGGAUAAUUAAUUUUUAUGACACGAAAGUAAUGAUCCUAUAUUGUUAUUGUAUUUAUGAUUAAAAUUUUAUAAUUUAUUUCUGAUACUCGAUGUCUGUUAAAUUAUGUAAAAAAAAAUUGGUAAUAGCCCUGGA
Diachasmimorpha longicaudata is the source of this 4919-nucleotide messenger RNA. RefSeq lists its product as uncharacterized. The transcript is spliced from 4 exons. The record is from RefSeq and is a predicted model, not a curated record. Bases 1232 to 4711 code for a protein of 1159 amino acids. Lineage: Eukaryota; Metazoa; Arthropoda; Insecta; Hymenoptera; Braconidae.